Messenger RNA from Zootermopsis nevadensis, 4039 nucleotides. The record is from RefSeq and is a predicted model, not a curated record. Lineage: Eukaryota; Metazoa; Arthropoda; Insecta; Blattodea; Termopsidae.
UGAGCCUUCUAAGGCAUUAGGUACACCAGAGAAAUAAAAUUUGCUUUACUGUAAUACAUGUGGUAGAAGCUUUACACGUAAGGACUGUCUUCAAUCUCAAAUAUUUCGACAUGUGGCACAAAAACUAUUUGUUUGUACGUCUUGUGGAAGGAAUUACACAGAUUAAGGGUAAGAUUUCACGUUCACACAGCGGCAGAUACGAAGAUUACUGUCUUCUGGGAUGUCGCUCCCUUCCACUUCUUCACUGUAUUCAAUGGAGUGAUCCAACGGGAAGAUGUUUCCAGAAGUUUCGUAUCUAGAAGUCCAGACCGUAAUUGCAUUGUUUGCCGAAAUGCUGGUUAACAUGAAACAUUCAACUCCCACCGAGGAAACCUACGGCCAAGUUUAGUUCAGUUAUCUGUGCACUAGAAGGCAGACAUAUUAUCGCUGACUGCAAAAGGACGCUUAUAUCAUUGUCCACGUUUGUUCAGAAGUGUGAAGUAAUAUCAGUACGAUUCUCUCAAGCUAAUUUCCUAUUCAAUACACCAAUCAAGAUGUGUGAUGAACGAGAUUCAUACGUUCAAAUAAUGUUGCAGUCUCCCGCAAAAAGAGUGCCAAAAAUUGUAUUACACAGAGCUGAAGAAAUAUUUCCAUCUCUGAAGGGUACCUCCCAGAAUAUUGAUAAAAUCAAGAUAGAAAAUGAAGUGGAUGUUCUGAGUGAAGAAGAUUCUGUUUGCGUGAGAAAUGAUGAGGUUAGCACACCAUCAGCUUUUCCCAUAAUAAAGGAUGAAUGGAAGAACUGUAUGGAUUUGGUGAAAGAUGAACCUGAUUCAGACAGUGAUAUGUGUCAGGAUGGAAAUCAGGUCAUCGGUGUAAAAGCUGAGGAUGUCUCAGAUAUAAAAAUUGAGGAACAUCCUAUUCCAAUAACAAAUCUGGUUAUGAAGGAUGAACAGGAGCGGGUCCUCAGAAUGUACAUGAACUUAAGCAAGGUGGGGGACAUCCCAAUUCUUGUGGUGUAUGCAGUAAAACAUUCUCUUAUCCAAGUGAACUAAAGAGACAUCAACGCAUGCAUAGUGGAGAGUGUCCAUUCACCUGUAAUGUGUGCAAUAAGUCGUUCCGACAUAAUUAUAAUUUGAAGAUACAUAAAUGUGUACUUAGUGAUGAGCGUCCAUAUUUGUGUAACGUGUGUAAUAAAUCAUUCACUCAGAAGGACAGUCUGAAAGUACAUCAAGUCAUACACAGUAAAGAGCGUCCAUAUUCGUGUGAUGUGUGUGAUAAGUCAUUUACUUGGAGGAGAAGUCUGAAAGAACAUCAAGUCAUACACAGUGGAGAGCGUCCAUAUUCGUGUGAUGUAUGUAAUAAGUCAUUCACUCUGAAGAAUUAUCUGAAAGUACAUCAAGUCAUACACAGUGGAGAGCGUCCAUAUUCGUGUGACGUGUGUAAUAAAUCAUUCAGUCUGAAGAUGAGUCUGAAAGUACAUCAAGUCAUACACAGUGGAGAGCGUCCAUAUUCGUGUGACGUGUGUAAUAAAUCAUUCACUGUGAAGAAAAGACUGAAAGAACAUCAAGUCAUACACAGUGGAGAGCGUCCAUAUUCUUGUGACGUGUGUGAUAAGUCAUUUAUUUGGAGGAGAAGUCUGAAACACCAUCAAGUCAUACACACUGGAGAGCGUCCAUAUUCGUGUGACGUGUGUAAUAAAUCAUUCACUCAGAAGAACAAUCUGAAAGUACAUCAAGUCAUACACAGUGGAGAGCGCCCAUAUUCUUGUGACGUUUGUAAUAAAUCAUUCACUGACAAGAGUAGUCUGAAAAAACAUCACGUCAUACACAGUUUAGAGCGUCCAUAUUCUUGUGACGUGUGUAGUAAAUCAUUCACUCGGAGCAGCAGUCUGAAGAAACAUCGUUUAUUACAUUCAUAACCUGUGAUGUGUGUGUCAGUUCAUUCAGUCACUAGGGUCGUCUGAAGAGACAUUAGAGGAUGUAACAUGGAUAGUGUCCAUGCUUCUGUGUGUGUAUGUGCGCUAAACAGCGUGAUCUCAAGAAUCAUUAAUGUAUGUAUGGGUGUUUUUUUUCUAUCAUGUGUGUAAUACGUCGUUUCAUUGUCAGGGUACUCUGUGGAGACAUAAUUAUAUACACAGCAUCCAUAUCACGUGAUUUCUGCUUCGAGUUUCUGAACAAAUGUCAUCUUAUUCAUAACUGAUGUGUGUGUAAGAACAUGUCCUGGAAUUGGUGUAACAAUUUACAAAAGAGGAAAUGGUAGAAACGAACAGGUCUAAGAAUUUCAGUAAAACUUGUCAACAUUCACAGCCUGAGAUCUGUGAUAAAUUUAUUAAGAAGGAUUUCCAAUGAAGACUCAAAAUAAGACAUAAGUAAUAUUAAUUGCUGUUUUGUUUUUCUUCCUUCCCGAGCCAACUUCGGUUUAAACGAUGUACAAGGUUCGUGUUUGAACUCGGUACACAUUACUAAUAGUACAGAGUAUUUAACGUUGUCAGUCAAUAUGUUUAUUUGACAAUGCUGAAUUUAGUGCUUUCAGACGUUAUUAUAAAGGUGUUAACUUCUACUAUACUUUGUCCUUGAUCACUUGAAUAUGUUUUUACCAGUGGUGGCCCGUCCAUAAGAGGGGCAGCACCCCCUAUAAUUUUUCAAAAAUUGAAAAAAUAAUUGUUUGUGUUUAUAUAAUUUGUAACAGUUUAUUUCCUCUACAUCGUUAUUUUAAUAUUGCCCCUUACGUUGUCAUUAUCCACUAAUCGGCUUAACUGACAAUAAGUCCGCGGGUAAGGAGUGCGAAAGAGAAAUAGGGCUGCAACGAUUUCAGCGCUGCUGGCUGGCUGGUCCAAUGUUGCGAGCGCAGUAUGAGGUAGAGUGAGGGGCAGUUCACUGUUACAGCGCGAAUCGGAGCUGCAGUCCCUGCAUCCGGCUUAGAGUAAACACACUUGCCUGGUACCACGUGUUUUAGACUGGUUUCGGGGUUUUUGUUAAUGAGUGUUCAAUAAUUCUGUGUGCUGACUAUUUUUGCUCUGAUAGUGAUAAUGAGCAAAGGAAGUGCAUCAUAGUUACAGCGAAUUGCCUUUUCUAAAUUGUUUUUGACUGAAAAAAGAGAUGUAAAAACUCAUGGCCAUUCUCUUGCAGACUUAGAAAUAGAAAAUCAUCAUCGAGCAGGUAUGGGUUUUCUCCUGAUGUAUUGUUAUGUGUUGAAAAACUAUUCUGAUUUUUCCGCUUUGCGCAGCACUACCACUGCUCAGACUCGCGAGACGCCACUGGUUUUUACUUUGUUAUUAAUAGGACAGUGCUUCUUUUAUUGUUAUAUUCCUCUGUGCAUAAUAUAUUUUUAAUCUUGAUAAAAUUACUUUCUGUGUCAUCUUUAUUGGUGAACACAAUAGUAUUAAUACUUUAUGAGAAAAAUGUAAGUGCUUAAUUCUACCCGGGGCCUUGGCCGAAUAUAAGACUUGGAAUUUUGUAUUGUUUAUGUAUUUUUAAAGAAUGCCCAUAGGAAGAUUAAUUGUUUAUGUAACGGACAUUUCUUCAUACUCCAGAUAGUACAUAAAGCAUGUAGUUGUACAUUCAGAGGUCACAGUUAAUGUGUUACACUGAUUUUUAUUUAUAGUAUGUCAUUUUGGGUCCAUAUCCUCUAUGGAUGAACAUAAGUUAUCUGACAGCUGAACGCAAACAUUAUUUCAUGUUGAAGAUGACUGUCUUCUGGGAUGUUAUGGCGUGUGGUCUGAUGGAAGUUUGUCGAUGUUUGCUGCCUCUGCCCUGAAGAUAGAGGCAGCAAACAAAUGUGAAAGUCUUGCCACCUUUUUCCAGACUACAUGUUGUGACAUUCAUGAAGAUGGUCGUCUAAUACUUGCUACUCUGAGACCCUAAAAUAUGACGUUGUUUGUUGUUGUUGGCAACUUAAAUAGUUAAGUACGCAGCAGAAAAUAGGUAAUUAAAGAAGCUGAAAACCAUUGUGUGAGAUUAUACAUACAAUGCGAUAUUUGUUGUGUUAGUAUCUUUGUGGGAGUGAUGUAACAUCUACAGUAACACAGAUGCACUUUCAAUAAAUGAAUGCUAAGACCUUU